GAUAAGGAAACGGCAAAUUGCCGAAAGAGGGAGGAGCGAAGCAAGUCAAGACCAGUCAAGGCAAGUCCGGUCAAAGUCAGGAAAAAUCAGGUUGUGGUCGUGACCUGACCAGCACCUCGACACGACCCCAUGGGGAUAUUGAUGAUGUCAAACACUCGAACCCUUUUCCGACCCUCGCCAGCGAAACAGAAGGGCCGAAAUGGAAAUUCUUGAUUUUGUUUGGCAUUUCGCAUCGCCGUUGCAUGGCAAGCCCAUGGCUGGAAGGGUCGUUGUCAUCGUUUUUGCUCGGCGCAAUGGAAAGGGACCCAAGGAUGUCUCUCGGUCGUUCCUUGCAGGAUGUUGCCGAACCGUGGGGAGGAAGUCAUUAUUCGGUGCAUUAUUAUUAUUCUUAUCACAAUUUAUUUUACAGUAUUUAUUGGUUCAUCCAUUAUUUACUAGGCGUGUUUCUUUGGAAUUUAAUCGCUGCCGCAUUCCAUUCAGGCGCUUAGGAUGAAAGCGCACGCAAGCAGGCAACUCGUUUGCAGCGUCUCGCUUUCCGCUUCCGUCUUCGUGAUAUGUGUUGAUGAGUCUUCGACCUCCAUAGGGGUGGCGAAGGCCCAAGCUGGCAGGGCAGGCAAGGCUGAGUAUCAAAGUCGUCCUCGUGAUGCUUUUCGAUACCGCGGCUUGCAUCCCGAACCACAGGGCACCUCCACACAAACACAAAUAGGCAUUGUGGCGGCCGCGUGGGGAAUCUUGGGGCUCCCUUAUUGAAGAUGGGUGCCUGAAGCCGAAUUGUUAUUGUUUGUGUUUUGUGUUUGUGACUACCACCAAAUAAUAGAUCGACUGCACCUAUCGUGACUUCGGAGGACGCGCUGAUCUGGUGAGAUGAGAUGAGAUCGAGGGAUACCAGCAGCUCCGAUUGGUGAGAUUGAGAGACGUAAGCACCGAGUUACAUUCUGCUUCCGAGACUGGAGAGCGUUACUUUCCAGUUUAAUGGUGAGUUUAAUGGGAUUCCUGCUCAGGGCGGAUUGGCCCCAUGGGAGUCAUAUGUGACAUAAUGGCUUCGUUCCUCAUCCAAUGCAUAUCGCUUCUACUCCAUAGAUUCCUUGCUGUGAUAUACUUUACCUAGGACAGGAUAUCACGAGCAGCCUUCCUCCGCUCAGCUCAUGCAGGUGUCGUCGCUUGCCACAGCCAGGCUGAGAUGAUGAUGUAGUAACUGUAACUCGAGGCUGAGUAAGGCUUCGUGCCUCAUCCACCAUCUUGUCUCGGGCGCGUAAAGCCAGUCCGAUAGACCAUUAUAGCUGUGUUUUGCUGCCCAUCUGAUCGAUAUUCAGGCUUCGCCCAAGCAUUCAGCUCGCCUGAUGUACGGUAGCGAACAAUAACAGACCGCGACCACGGCGCGAGGAUCCGCCCCGCUGUCAGUCAGCGAUACAGAGCGCAGCACAAGCGAUUAACUCAAAGCAAAGCAGAUUUGGAAUGGGCAAGUGAUCUCAUCCACGAUGCGAGCUUUGACAACACCAGAGUCAUAGAUAGAGUGCUAAGAUUGUGUUUGGGCUGCGCAUGACCCCCUUUUUUUUCUUCAUCGCCUGGCUGCCGGCCUGGCUCAGGGGCUUCUACUGCGUACAUUACUCGCAUUUUGAGGACGCUGGAGAGUUCGCAGGCGCAGGGCUGCUGUUCAGGAAUUGAGCGUGGUUAAAAAUAUCAACCAACGAAUUCGGAAUGUGGAUGUGACUUGUUGAGAUCCUUUGAAUUCGUUGGUUAACAAGGCCCGCGUUGCCAGCCAAUGAAAAAAAUCAUAGAGCAGGAUUUAUGUCAUUUCUCCUUAUGACGGGGGAGAAAUCCUGAUAUGAUAGGAAGGUUAACGCCAGACAUAUGAUUUGAUUAUCUGAUAGCGAAUGAUAUGAUAAGGGUCUGGCUUUUAUUUUUUAUUUGUUUGUGUUGGGUAAGAGAAGUGUGAUGUGAUGCGAUGGGGUUUGAUGAGUUGCACUCGACUGAGCUGAAGAGGCCUCAGUUCCAGGUUGACAAAGCGAGUCAGCGAAGGAAAGAUAGGAGGACCAGGCGGUACGGGUCGUGCCUUGCGGUCGCUUUGAUUGUCAUGUGGCGACUUGCGAAACGUGGGGAGACGUGGGGUUCGCUCAUGCCCAGUAGAAACCAGUUUCGGGGCAAGGAGUCUCCUCCGGUUCUGUCUUACAUCAUAUCUGAUUCAAUUGUUCGAGAUGGCAAUUGUUUUGUUUUACUUGUCAAUCGAUAAUGCAUGCAAGGACAUCGCGCACGAUUCAAAUCGACAUUCCUGAGCUCCAAGUUCCAGAUUUGCGAGGGGCGGAUCGAAAGACAUACAUACGUCCGCAUAGGAAUGUUGAAGGCCAUAUUUAUUGAGGUGGCUUCAAAUUAUAACGAGUCAUAAAAACCACUCGCAAACCGGCCUUGGAAGUCCGAUUGAUCGACGCUGAGUGACAGGGCAGGGCGACGGGGAAGUAGAUUCCUAGCUGCCGGUGCUGUACCAUGCAUGCGCGGAGCUGAUAUGCUGUGUUCUGGUCAUUUGUGAUAAUAACAUCAGCACAACAUGGGCUGAGAUUGGUAGGAUUUGGGGGUUGGGAGAUCUGAACGAUAGCCGCUUUGGGGUGAUCGCGAAGCCACAUGAUGGAUGCGCCGCAAAUCAAAUCAAAUCACUGUGACCUUGCGAGAGUUCAAUGAUGCUUGGAAGAUGGAACGAUGGUAGGGCUUGUUGUUGAAAAAUAAUUCGCAUGGAUGGUUUGACUAAUGGAAUUAUUGAGUGGAUUAUUGAUAGAGCCUAUGAAGAAGAGAAUUUCUGUUGGGUUUGGAAUGCUUGGUUGAGAGGAUGACCUGUCGAUGGAUUAUUUGGAUACAUUGUGGCGUUCCUGUUCGGGAGAGCGGAGAGAUGUCUUCCAUAUCUGAAUAGGGCUAGUGUUGUGGGGGUGAACUUGGGGUAAUUCCCGUUGUCUUGGGUGGGGCUGUCCCGUCCAUCAGGACAGACGUGACAACAUAGGGUGUGGAACUUUACGAUGAGGGUGUGUAUAUGAGUGAGUUGAGGGUGUGGUGUGUUGCGCUUCUGGAAGAAUGCGUUGGCGAGCGGGUAGGCGUUUGAAGCGGGAGUUUAUAUUACAUUGGAUGGGCGGAUUAGUUUUUGAUGUUUGAAGAUGUCUUCUGACUUGCUGUGUGACGGAUGAGAUUUUAUCCAUAAUUGACGAUUUGAGAUAUGAGAUGAUUUAGAUGACUCCUUUCUUAAUCAUCCAAGCAGACUCAUUUAAGUUGAUCUGAAAAGUAAAGUCUAAAAAGGGAAACUUGAGAGUAAUGCGGUAGGCCAAGUAUAGUGCUUGUACGAAGUCGGCGCACGACAUUUCUUGUGCCAAUUGGUGACCGUGACUUGUUACUAUCCUUCGAACCCAUGAACUCGCCCUUCUAGGUACGGGUAUCACAUGUAUUCAGGCUUGGCUUCUUGGUAUCGAUUUCAUGAUACACCAAAUGCUUCUUUCCGAGGUGUUUUCGUCGUCGAGAAGGGAACAAAAGACGUCCCCUCAUCUGGUCCCCUCAUCUGGUCCCCUCAUCUGGUCCCCUAAACUGAUCCGAGCCUCGGAACUUUCAUGGAGCCUUUACCUCAAGCCAUCAAUAACAACAGCGGCCCCAUCACCCGAAUUGUUGUUCCAUUGACAUCAAUGCGAAUAACUCGUAACUCGCAAGCCAUAAUGACAGCGGAAAUGAGACGGGCUUUAUUCGUAAGUUCGUAGAAUAUCCAGUAAAAUACCAGUAUCGUUCUCAGUGAAUGGAUUCCUCCAUUUCUCCGCAUCCUUUCGGUCGGAAAACUUUGUUCUACAAUGUGACGGCGUUUCCAGCGUGUGCAUUCUUCCGGCUGAGACAAUCAGGAGGGGAAAGGAGGUCACGAUACUCCGUUCCUUCAACGACAGCGGUUCAGAGGAUGCAAAUUCCGAACUGCUCAGCAUAACACACACGAAUCGUGUCGGCGAGAGGGGAUGAUGAAGCCGUCCCGAGAGACAAAUGAGACGACAGACGAGACGAGAGACGAGUGCGCGGGAUGAGUCGCUGAAGGGUCUAUUUGCUAUUAUCAAUUUUCAUGGCGAGCCACUCACUCACACUUGUUGGUGUCAAAUGAUGGUGCUGGGAUUUCCAAUCUGGUUGGCCUUCGCUUCACGAUGACCGGUGCAGCACACUUGACAAGCGAGACAGGGCUCCUUGCUGGGGAGUUCCAAAGAUUCGGGUUGAUGCCCUGCGAAAGGGAGGUGUGCAACCGGGGGUUCUGGGAGUCUCCCCGGUGGUGGAGCGCCGCCGAAGCCACCACAGCCCUGAACUGCCUCUUCCAGAGAUGUUGCCCCAUUGGCAAUAGACCAGACGAAGUGCCGGGUAGUGGCUUUUGGAGGCGUCUUGCCCCUUGGGGUAUUACAUCCUCCAAGAACACCGGUCGGCUUUUCCGUUCUUGGGGAAGGCUGAGAAGUGUCGGACAGAACAGCGGUCACGGGCGAAGAGUUGACCGCCAAAACCCCACGCUUCUAUUCCCAGCACCUCUCAGUCUUUCACGAUUCAGUGCUUUCAGGCAAGUCGGUCAGAAAAAUUCAGGGAUUCAGGGCAGUCCUUUUGCUGUAGCACGACUGGUCACAGUUCAUUGCAGCUGGUGCUUCAAGAGUCAUUGACUGGCAGACUGGACUGGAAACCGUACAUUGUUGCUUCACCAGUGUUCAUGCGACACUUCGUAUUGACUCCGCUGGCUGUAUUGGAGUCACCACCGAACGCAUUAUUGCAAUGAUUGAGCGAGCCAGCGUCAGAAAUAGGAACCUCAAGACGCUAUUGCCAGCAGGCCCAGCCAGCAUCGCCCACUGUUUAGAGUCCAUUGCCACUGGCCAGAACACGAAACUCUGAUAUCGUUUUCAGCGUUCAGCUGUGCUUUGCUGUCGGGUCCUGGAAGAAUCAUUUGCCAGAUGGUCCGAAGCCGAGCGGGGAGACUGCUAAGACCCAGUCUGGGUGAGUCUGAGCCUGAAUAAUGUCAAUAACAUGAACUUGCUUUCUUGCUCUCUUCCUUUCUUCUGCUGCCUGUCCUUUGAACGCCUGGAUCCCCCCGCGGCGGCCGGUAGAGUGGGCGUGUUCAUCAUUCCGCGGGCGGAGUUUCCGUGCUGAGGGGUCAUGUGCGCUGCGCUGAGAGAUGGCGAAUUCCAAGGCUUGAAGAGGCCAUUCAGAGGGUGCACGUGGUGCCGGGACCUCAAAGAGCAGGAGGGGCCAGGCUAUGGAGGCACUUCGGAUGAGGCAAAGAGCGGCGCAACUGAGGCUGCGCACAGCGAUGAGAGCCUGGAACUGGCACUGGCACUGGCACUGGCUCUGGCUCUGGCUCUGGCUCUGGCAUUGGCACUGGGAACAGCAAAAACGAAGCAAUUGCGCGGGCAAGAUUCUAUACAAUUGAGUAAUUGCCGAUGAUCGAGCGUGGACCGGAGACAGCAAAAUGAACAGCUGAUUGAUUUCGGUUCAUGACACCGCUUUCUUACAGUAAUGCAUACAACGCCGGUCAAAUAUCUACGACCGCUGGAGGAGCAGUGAAGUGAGUUGGACGCUGGGAUGAUGCCCUGAGCACCAAAGCCAGAGCAUCGUCACAGGCGCAGGAAUCACACUCACGAGACGAGACAUCGGAGG
Cadophora gregata is the source of this 5631-nucleotide messenger RNA. RefSeq lists its product as uncharacterized. The coding region runs from base 4149 to 4643 and encodes 164 amino acids. The transcript has 3 exons. The record is from RefSeq and is a predicted model, not a curated record. Lineage: Eukaryota; Fungi; Ascomycota; Leotiomycetes; Helotiales; Ploettnerulaceae.